CGGAGCCGCAGCUGGUGCACUGUCUAGAAGUUUCUGUUCCGUGCUACGCUUCCUGCGACUGAAGAGAAGGCGAGAUGGGUCGUAGCCGCAGCAGGUCCCCGGAAAGACGCAGAGAACGCAGACGUUCCAGAUCCGCUUCCAGAGAACGUGAGAGGAGAAGACGAGAGCGUUCCAGGUCCCGUGAAAGACGCCGGAGCCGUUCUCGCUCCCCACACCGCCGUCGCUCCAGGUCUCCCCGUAGACACAGGUCCUCCUCCCUCUCCCCAUCAAGACAGAAGGAGAGACGAGAUGACGAAAAAGAAUCCAAAAGCUCUGUGCCGGAACGGGAAAUGACAGAGGAGGAUCUUGAGGGAAAAACAGAGGAGGAGAUUGAAAUGAUGAAACUUAUGGGCUUUAGUACGUUUGACACCACCAAGGGCAAGAAAGUUGAUGGAUCGGUUAAUGCCUAUGCGUUUAAUGUGUCGCAGAAACGAAAAUACAGGCAGUACAUGAACAGAAAAGGAGGUUUCAACAGACCCUUGGACUUCAUUGCCUGAAGUGGGGCAUGAGGAGGAUUUCCAGUAACUUAUUGUCCACGACGUAUCACACUGUAUACUGGACCAUAAUGUAUAGAUCCAGCUUGCAGGACUUGUCCCGGAAACAUAGCCGUGUACCCAGCGUGACCCGUGAUUUCCCUGUUUUGAAUCCUGCGAGUAUACUUUCUCUUGCGACUGUAUGAUGGGGACUGUUUGUGGCAUAGACUAGUUGGGAAAGGAACCCGCUGCAUAUUCCUGAAAGAAGAAAUUCUGAUCCUUCCCAUAUAUUUUUUGUUAGUGUAGACCUAUUUGCUGUUGGUUUACAGAACCGUCAUCUUCAAAAUUAUUUGGGUUGAUGUUAAAUGUUUCAUUGGUGGAGGAUGUGUGGUCAGACAUGUCCCUUUUUGCUGUUUUUAUGUGUAUGUAUAACCAAUAAAUGCAGUUGACUUGGA
Molecule: messenger RNA, 967 nt
Organism: Spea bombifrons (plains spadefoot toad)
Lineage: Eukaryota; Metazoa; Chordata; Amphibia; Anura; Pelobatidae
Gene: SNRNP27
Product: small nuclear ribonucleoprotein U4/U6.U5 subunit 27
Exons: 6
Coding region: 75-536 (153 amino acids)
Biological process (GO): RNA splicing
Cellular component (GO): precatalytic spliceosome
Source: RefSeq, a predicted model, not a curated record